AUGGAGGUUUCCGUGCAGCAUGCGUUGAUUCUUGUGGUGUCUCUUUGGCAUUCAUCAGCAUGCGCGAAAGCUCAGUGGAAUCCAUCAAACCCUGCUACCUACGAGGAGAUGAACCGAAAGGAAAACUUGAAGGUCUCACUCAGUCUUUCCUUCUCCUUUGUCUUCAUUGGCUUCUUCUUGUUCGUUUUCUUUCAAGUCCGCGCGCGUUUUUUUCCCCACCUUCACUACACCAAUCCCCUCCCGAGAAGAAUCGCCGAAGCGAUCGAAAGGUGCCCCACCUUCGAUUUCUCCAAGAUGAAGGAGCUGCGAGUGGGGAAUGAGGCUGAGGAGUGCGCGGUGUGCUUGGUGGAGUUCCAAGACUCCGACACCGUCAAGAUGCUGCCGAGAUGCCAUCAUUUUUUCCACCAGCAUUGCAUCGAUCAAUGGUUGCCCUCUUGCAUGACGUGUCCCAUUUGCCGCCAGAAGCUGAUAUCCGAGGACACCGAAGUCAACAUUGCCGAUGUCCCAAUGGAAGAAGAAGAAGAAGAAGAUGAUGAUGAUGAUGCUACCACUGAGUUUACAGAGGUGGCAGUAACAGCAGCAACGGAACAAGCUGAACAUGAAAGUGAAGCUGAUACUGUUGUGGGACAGGUUUUGGGAUGA
Messenger RNA from Sphenostylis stenocarpa, 642 nucleotides. The record is from the annotation of a GenBank genome assembly. NCBI's taxonomy places the organism in Eukaryota, Viridiplantae, Streptophyta, Magnoliopsida, Fabales, Fabaceae.